Messenger RNA from Paracoccidioides lutzii Pb01, 840 nucleotides. RefSeq lists its product as hypothetical. Gene Ontology annotation, molecular function: hydrolase activity, acting on ester bonds. The coding region runs from base 1 to 840 and encodes 279 amino acids. The record is from RefSeq and is a predicted model, not a curated record. The transcript is spliced from 5 exons.
AUGAUUAAAGAAACGAAACCAAAUGACUAUCCACGCAUCUAUCUGUUUGGAGACUCGCUGACGGAGCGCGCUUGUUACGAGUCUGAUAAUGGGUUUGCAUGGAAGCUGGGUGAAUAUUACGACAGGAGGGUAGAGGUUGUUAAUGCAGGGUAUUCCGGACAAACAACAAAAAGUCUCCGCAAAACCUUUGAAAAAUGCAUCAUUCAAGUGAUCGAAAAGCGCGGUCCCCCUGCACCCUUAUUCAUAUCUAUUUUCCUUGGUGCAAAUGACGCCUGCCUCUUAUACACAGACCCCUACGUACCCCUCCCGGAAUUCGAGGAACACAUCCGAUACUACGUGAACAGUAUCGUAGAUCACCCUGGCACGCAGGAGACCAAAGUAAUCUUAAUCACACCUCCGCCAGUCGACAUCCCCUCGGACAGAAUGGGGCUUGUUAACCCCCUGCCUGAAGUCGAAGGUGUCUUGAAGUCGGUUGCGAGGAUGGGAAGGGGACAUAGGACCUGGGCGUCAAAGCGGGCCUUUGCGGAGAAAAUUGUUGAGAUUGGAAAGGAGUUUGAAAGGAAGACGGAUCGUGUCGCUGUGUUGGACUUUUGGACUGCCGUGACUAAAUUUGCGUGCGAGGAGAAGGUGCCUGAGGGGGGCGGGUUUGAUAAGCUGGAUUUGAAGGAGAGGCUGCCCGGCUCGGGAAUGCCUGGGGCGGCGGAGUUUGGGAGGGAGUACUUUAUUGAUGGGUUGCAUUUUGGUAGUAAGGGAUAUGAGAUUUUGACCCGCGAAUUGUUUGGGUUACUGCUGAGCAAGUGGCCAGAGUUGGAAAAACAGAAUUUCCCUCUCCGUGAGUGA